Messenger RNA from Bursaphelenchus okinawaensis, 646 nucleotides. NCBI's taxonomy places the organism in Eukaryota, Metazoa, Nematoda, Chromadorea, Rhabditida, Aphelenchoididae. The record is from the annotation of a GenBank genome assembly.
AUGACUGUAAGUUAUUUUUUGGUUUUGGCCCAAAAGUCCUCGGAUUAUCUGUAAAAAAUACUUUAAUUAUAAGCCUACAACAAUAUUUUUUCAGCUUUUUGCCCCUGUCGUUCUUGCCAGUCGAUAUGUAGGUUAAAUAUCAUUUUUUUUCGAUAUUGUAUUAGGUUAAAGUAUCAUAAACAAGCUUUUAGCCUUUUUAAAGCUUAAACCGUAAAAAUAAGCCUAAACUACGUUUUUAAACCUAAAUUACAACGUUUAGGCAACUCACAUUCCAAUCCAGAUGCUUUUGGUCAGUUUCAUCAUUCUCUGUUCCCUUCGUAUCUACAUUGCUGUUAUGAAUAUACGAAAGUUCCAAAAGAAGCUCAAGGCCUGUUAUGUGCAUCCGAUUCUCAUGGCCGAUGAGUAUUAUGACAACGAAAGCAAAUCCAAAUCACAGGACGGGAAAACCGCAUCUCAGUCCGGUGAAGUCACCAAAUCGGCCGAACACACUAGUCCAAAUGGCAGCGGUACUUCUGGAACUGGUGCUAACAGUACUGCUGCUUCAUCGGCUUCAAACAAAAGCUCUGGAAAAUUGAAACCGUUGACUGUAGUACCAUUACAUAAAAGAACAAAGUCUUCGAGCAGUGGUGGAACCACCGGAUCGUGA